UCAAAUAAAAUCUGGGCACGUUUCCGAUCCUAAACACACCCAUAACAAUUUGGUAUUUUUCACAGUGGAAGCAAGAGAGAGUGGAGGCGAGAGACACGGAUUGUGGGGCUUCCAGAUUCCUAAACUUGUCUUCCUAAUAUAAUUACUCUUUCCUCCUCCUCCUCCUCCUCCUCUCUCUCUCUUACCACUGGAACAGCAUUUAGAUCACACAAACUUUUCUCCUAAAUUUCCUCACUUGCUCUGUUUCUUCUGCUUCUGCUUUUCUUUUAGUUUAUCCCUCUUGGCUACUUCUUCUCUUUGGCUACCACUCCCGCUAUAUUUGCUCUCCUCUCCGCUCAUCUCUACACUUUCCUCCUCAGCUCCCAGCAUUCGACCCUCUACGGCAAGUAUAAUCCUUUUAUUGCUUUCUGAAUUUGUGUCUUGUCAGAAGUUUGUCACUGUUCUAAAUUGAGGUUGAUUGUAUGGAGAAUCUUGAAGAUGACAUGUGUUUGAGGACCCUUCAGCUGACUGAAUUUUGGUCGACUGUUUGUUUCUUUUGAGGUGAUAAAAAGGGUCGUCUUUCGCCGGUUUCUGCCGUGUCGGCAGCUGUUGUCUGGAUUCAUGGUGGUGUACUGUAUUUUUUGGGAUUAUAGGGGAUAUGUAAAAGCUAGACGGGCUUAACGUUUUUGGAUGCUAAAGUUUGCUUAAUAAUGGUUUGAUCUUGGUUUUCUAACUGGGUUCUUGUUCAAUUUCCGUACUUGGUAACAUUGGAAUCUAGGUGUUCGAUUUCCAUUUUCCUGAGUCUUCUGUUAAUCUGGUUGAGAAUGGAUGGAAGGUUUGGAGGAAAGCCGCAUAAUUUAUACGGUCCAGUAGUAUCUGAUUUAAAGACUGUUGGGAAAAAGAGUUUAGAAUGGGAUUUGAAUGACUGGAAAUGGGAUGGUGAUCUUUUUACUGCUAAUCCAGUCAAUCCUUUACCAUCAGAUUGUAGGAGCAGACAGUUAUUUCCAAUUGGGCCUGAAAUUGGCACUAAAGGGAAUGCAAACAAUUCAUCUUCUUCCGAUGAAGUCAAUGCAGUGAAUAAUAGUAAAGGAAAGAGGGAACUUGACAAAAGGAGAAGGGUUACAGUUGUUGAAGAUGAAGAGUUGAAUGGGGAAGAAGCAGGGUCCCUCAAUUUGAAGCUUGGCGGGCAUGUUUACCCGGUUACUGAUGGGGAUGCAAAGAGUGGGAAGAAGACUAAAAUUGCUGCAACUCCUUCCAACCGUGCGCUUUGUCAGGUUGAGGACUGUAAAACUGAUCUCAGCAGUGCUAAGGAUUACCACCGGCGCCAUAAGGUUUGUGAUAUGCAUUCCAAGGCCAGUAAAGCUCUCGUGGGAAAUGUUAUGCAGAGGUUCUGUCAGCAAUGUAGCAGGUUUCAUGUUCUUCAAGAAUUUGAUGAAGGGAAGAGAAGCUGCCGAAGGCGACUGGCAGGUCAUAACAAAAGAAGGAGGAAAACACAUCCUGAGAACAUAACUAAUGGUGCCUCCCUUCCUGAUGAAAGGAGUAGUAGUUAUCUUCUAAUAAGUCUUCUGAGAAUUCUCUCUAAUAUGCACUCAAAUAACACUGAUCAAUCAAAUGAUCAGGAUCUGCUUUCUCAUUUGUUGAAAAACUUGGCCACUCUUGCUGGUUCAAGUAAUGGGGAAAAUUUAUCUGGAUUACUCCGAGAAUCUCAAGGUUUGCUUAGCACUGGGACGUCCCUGGGAAAACUUAAUAAGGUGACAGAUGUAGCUUUAAAUGGUCCUGAAGCUGCUAGAACUUCUUCAGCGCCUGGUUCUGAUUACCCAAUUGUUUUCAGGCCUGCCGGCCAAUGUGGCUCUAAGCCUGCUUCUGAUUUGGCAGAGAAAAGAAAAUUGGCUAGUGAUGUUCAAGAUCAAAGUAUAAAUCCUCUAUCUGGUCCCCCACCCAAAUUGCAAUUUCAAUCAAGAGACAGUCUUCCAGUGAAAGUCAAUGAAAAAGAGGCUACAGCUUCGAGGAUGAGGAUGAAUAACAUUGACUUGAACAAUGUUUAUGAUGAUUCAUUAGACUACGGAGAGAACCUGGAGAACUCUCAUCCGCUUGUAACUCCUGGGCUUUGUUCUGCCAAUAAGUCUUUAUGGCUACAUCCCGACUCUAACAAAUCAAGUCCACCCGAGUUUAGCAGAAACUCAGAUUCAACAUCUAGUCAGUCACCAUCUACUUCCAGUGGAGAGGCUCAGAGUCGUACGGACCGGAUUGUUUUUAAGCUCUUUGGGAAAGACCCAAGUGACUUUCCAGCUGUUCUGCGUAGAGAGAUUCUGGACUGGCUAUCUCACAGUCCUACAGAUAUCGAGAGCUAUAUAAGACCUGGCUGUAUUGUGUUAACAAUAUAUCUUCGUCUAGGCAAAUCCACAUGGGAUGAGAUCUACUUUGAUCUUGGCUCCAGUUUAAGAAAGCUUCUUGAUGCUUCCAGGGACUCAUUAUGGAGAACAGGAUGGGUGUAUGCAAGAGUGCAACACUGCGUAGCUUUUGUUUAUAAUGGUCAGGUUGUUUUAGACACUCCCUUGCCUCUAAAAAGCCAUAAAAAUUGCAGGAUCACAAGCAUCAGGCCAAUUGCUUUACCUGUAUCAGGAAGAACUCAAUUUGUAGUCAAGGGCUUCAACCUUUAUCGGUCCACCACUAGGUUGUUCUGUGCUCUAGAAGGAAGAUACCUGGUGCAGGAAACUUGUAGUGAUUUGAUGGAUAGUAAUGAUGCAUCCAGUGAACAUGAUGAGCUCCAAUUUCUGACCUUCUCUUGUUCCAUACCAAAUGUUUCUGGUAGAGGAUUCAUUGAGGUUGAAGAUUAUGGUCUCAGCAGUAGCUUCUUUCCAUUUAUAGUUGCGGAGGAAGACGUGUGUUCUGAGAUCUGUAUGCUAGAAGGUGUAAUUGAGAUUGUUGAGAGUGAUGACAACAAUCAAAAGAGAGCUGAGAAAAUUGAAUCCAAGAACCAAGCUUUGGACUUCAUGCAUGAAAUGGGUUGGCUUCUUCAUAGAAAUCACUUGAAGUUUAGGUUGGGUCACUUGGAUCCCAACCCCGAACUAUUCUCUUUCAAGCGAUUCAAGUGGCUUAUGGAAUUCUCAUUAGACCAUGAUUGGUGUGCCGUAGUCAAGAAGUUAUUGAGCAUUUUUUUUAAUGGAACUGUUGACUCAGGGAACCAUUCCUCUAUUAAGCUCGCAUUGUUGGAUAUGUGUCUCCUCCAUAGAGCUGUGCAUAGAAAUUGCAGGCCGAUGGUGGAACUGCUACUGAGAUAUGUCCCAGACAAAGAGUUGGAAAAACCAAGAUCUGAGCAGAUGCAACAUGUGGAUUCGGUAUUGGAGGACCUCAUGUUUAAACCGAAUGUUGUUGGGCCAGCUGGGUUGACACCUCUUCAUGUGGCAGCUAGUGCAGCUGGCUCUGAGAAUAUAUUGGAUGCCUUGACUGAUGAUCCUGGAUCGGUGGGGAUUGAGGCAUGGAAGACUGCUCGUGACAGUACAGGUCUGACCCCUAAUGAUUAUGCCUGCAUGCGAGGUCACUACUCUUAUAUCCAUUUGGUUCAGAGAAAAAUCAGCAAGAAAUCUGAAAGUGGUCAUGUAGUGCUUAAUAUCCCCAAUACAUUCAUGGAUUGCAAACCAUCUGAGGGGCUAAAACCAGCUAAAUUCACAAGCUUGGACAGUAUUGAAGCAAAAGCAGCACAAAGGCACUGCAGGCUUUGUGAACAGAAACUAGCAUAUGGAACCUCAAGAACUUCACUAGUAUAUAGGCCAGUAAUGCUGUCAAUGGUGGCCAUUGCUGCUGUGUGUGUUUGUGUGGCUCUGCUCUUCAAAAGCUCACCUGAAGUUCUUUGUGUGUUCCGGCCUUUCAGGUGGGAGCUGCUGGAGUAUGGCGCUAGUUAAGAUAGUUAGUCAUGUUCCUUAUUUUCCAUUAGCAGUAAUUUUCUUUUUUUCUUUCUUCUUUCCUCAACUGAAUGAGAAGGAUGGUGUAGUAGUUGUUUUGAUUUAUAUGGAUUUAGAUUAAGCUAAAAAUAUACAGUAGUCUUUAUGUAUAAAUUCUAAUCUUCAAUUCUCAUUAUAUAUAUGGGAAAAGUUCAAUUACAUAAA
This is a messenger RNA of Carica papaya (papaya), 4085 nucleotides long. RefSeq names its product squamosa promoter-binding-like protein 1. Gene Ontology annotation, cellular component: nucleus. NCBI's taxonomy places the organism in Eukaryota, Viridiplantae, Streptophyta, Magnoliopsida, Brassicales, Caricaceae. Gene Ontology annotation, molecular function: protein binding; DNA binding. The record is from RefSeq and is a predicted model, not a curated record.